UGGUUUUUUUUUUUUUUUUUAGUUUUUAACCAGGUCCUUAUCUCAGACAGCUGCCUCAGCCAUUAUUUUCUUUCUGCUCUCUUCUUUGAACCAUGCCUGUCUUUUAUUCUCUGCUUUUUGUUUACCCUCCUUGUCAUUACACAUUCUCUUGUUGUUCCCAUUCCCUUCUCUCCAAGUCCACUCUUUCGGGCAACUUCUCCACACGCACCCUCUGGUCUGAGGUCUUUCUCUUCGUUUUCAUUUGUGCGUCUAUCUCCUGCAGUUUCCAUGUCCCUAGAUAACUGAGGUUCCUAGCAUAGCACCCGGAUUUUAGCAAAAAUUCCAUAAAUACAAGUUGGUCCUUUUGUAUGUGAUUUUAGGCAAAGGGAAAGAAAUGUGCAAAAUAAACAGCUCAAAUGGAAACACAAAAUUAGAGCCAUGAAAAGGAGGAGAGAUAAAAUAUGUGACUCGAAAGGAUCAGUCUAGUUAGAAUGAUUGAGCAUGAAAUUUUGCUUCCUGGCAGCCGAACCAGAGAAUUUUUAGACCCAUGUACUCUCCGGUGCAUACAGGGUGAAGGGCCAGAGGAGAGGAAAUGAGUUCUCUUUUUGCCUUGACCCAGCCCGAUUUCAGAGCACACACUAUUCCCCAUAUCUCCAUUUUGUUUUCAGCAAUCCAUUAAUCUCUUGCUGAACAUCCAGAGCUCUGUGUGUUAAAGCCUUACUCAAAUGCUCCUCAGGAGGUUGCUCUCUACGGUAAAUACAAGGCUUCUGAUGAAGAGCCCAAGAUGAUUGUGCUGCUCUACGUGACAAGUCUUGCCAUCUGUGUAAGUGGACAACCUCGGGGGAAUCAGGCCAAGGGAGAGAGCUACUCUCCCAGGUAUAUCUGCAGCAUCCCUGGCUUACCUGGUCCCCCAGGCCCUCCUGGAGCAAAUGGCUCUCCUGGACCCCACGGUCGCAUCGGCCUUCCUGGAAGGGAUGGUAGAGAUGGCAGGAAAGGAGAGAAAGGAGAAAAGGGCACUGCAGGUAUAAAAGGUAAGACUGGACCCCUGGGCCUUGCUGGUGAGAAAGGAGACCAAGGCGAGACUGGGAAGAAAGGACCCAUAGGACCAGAGGGUGAGAAAGGAGAAGUCGGGCCGGCUGGGCCUCCUGGGCCAAAGGGAGACCGAGGAGAUCAAGGGGACCCAGGGCUGCCUGGCGUGUGCAGGUGUGGAAGCAUCGUGCUGAAGUCUGCCUUUUCAGUUGGCAUCACAACCAGCUACCCAGAAGAAAGACUACCCAUCAUAUUUAACAAGGUCCUCUUCAACGAGGGGGAACACUACAACCCUGCCACAGGGAAGUUCAUUUGUGCUUUCCCAGGGAUCUAUUACUUUUCUUAUGAUAUCACAUUGGCCAAUAAGCACCUAGCAAUUGGGCUGGUGCAUAACGGGCAGUACCGAAUAAGGACCUUUGAUGCCAACACAGGGAACCAUGAUGUGGCCUCAGGGUCCACAGUCAUCUACCUGCAGCCAGAAGAUGAAGUCUGGCUGGAGAUCUUCUUCAAUGACCAAAAUGGCCUCUUCUCAGACCCAGGCUGGGCAGACAGCUUAUUCUCUGGGUUUCUCCUCUACGUUGACACAGAUUACCUAGAUUCUAUAUCAGAAGACGAUGAGCUGUAAUAUGGACUGCAAGCCUGAGUGUCCCAGCAGGAACAUCACAGUGGCUUACACCCUGACUCAGUCUGGAGUAUUGGAAGGUGGAACAAGUGAUAAGGCAUUCGAAAACUUUUUUUUUUUACAGAAAGCUCUGGCAGAAUUUACCAAAAUAAGACAAACCACCAGCCAGGUGAAAUUACAUCAAAAUGAACAGUAUACAAUAACCCCAGACAUGAACCCCCUUGAAAGUAAUGAUGAUGAAUAUUUAAGCAAAUUAAAGAUGAUGUUAACAUAUUUGAGUGCCCUUGGUGAUGCAACCAGCUGGUAGUGACACUGCCUCAUUAAAUAUUCAUAAAACGCCA
Molecule: messenger RNA, 1971 nt
Organism: Meriones unguiculatus (Mongolian gerbil)
Lineage: Eukaryota; Metazoa; Chordata; Mammalia; Rodentia; Muridae
Gene: C1qtnf7
Product: C1q and TNF related 7
Exons: 3
Coding region: 764-1633 (289 amino acids)
Molecular function (GO): protein binding
Source: RefSeq, a predicted model, not a curated record